Messenger RNA from Polistes canadensis, 1681 nucleotides. It is a transcript of the gene Lop1, whose product is annotated as rhodopsin, long-wavelength-like. The coding region runs from base 1 to 1137 and encodes 378 amino acids. The record is from RefSeq and is a predicted model, not a curated record. Lineage: Eukaryota; Metazoa; Arthropoda; Insecta; Hymenoptera; Vespidae. Gene Ontology annotation, cellular component: membrane. The transcript has 5 exons. Gene Ontology annotation, molecular function: G protein-coupled receptor activity. Gene Ontology annotation, biological process: phototransduction; visual perception; G protein-coupled receptor signaling pathway.
AUGACCGUUAUGUCGGGACCAAGUUACGCUGCAUGGGCGAGUCAUGGGUCGAAAUUCGGCAACAUGACCUUAGUAGAUUCAGUUCCACCAGAAAUGACACAUUUAAUUGAUCCCCAUUGGUAUCAAUUUCCACCAAUAAACCCUAUGUGGUAUCCUAUGGUUGGUUUCGUUACUGGUUUACUAGGUCUUAUCUCUGUCAUUGGUAAUGGCAUGGUGGUUUACAUUUUCUGUUCAACCAAAUCGUUACGUACUCCAAGCAACAUGUUUGUCAUUAACCUCGCCUUCUCUGAUUUUCUCAUGAUGUUCACCAUGUCUCCACCUGUGGUAAUUAACAGCUACUAUGAGACAUGGGUAUUUGGGCCUCUUAUGUGCCAAAUCUACGCACUUUUGGGUUCUCUGUUUGGAUGUGGCUCCAUAUGGACAAUGACUUUAAUUGCAUUCGAUAGAUAUAACGUAAUCGUCAAAGGUUUGUCAGGCAAACCACUCAGCAUCAAUGGAGCCCUCCUUCGAAUCUUGGCUAUAUGGACAUUCUCCAUCUUUUGGACUAUUGCACCUCUUUUCGGAUGGGGCCGAUAUGUACCUGAAGGAAAUUUGACGGCCUGCGGCACUGAUUAUCUCAGCAAGGGAAUAGAAUUCACAUCUUACAUCUUCAUAUACAGCAUAUUUGUCUACUAUCUGCCACUAUUUAUGAUCAUCUACAGCUACUACUUCAUCAUUCAAGCUGUCGCGGCACACGAAAAAAAUAUGCGAGAACAAGCUAAGAAAAUGAACGUCGCAUCUCUACGAUCCUCUGAAAAUGCUAAUACUAGUGCCGAAUGUAAACUGGCAAAGGUUGCGCUUAUGACGAUCUCCUUAUGGUUCAUGGCAUGGACUCCUUACCUCGUCAUCAAUUAUACAGGAAUCCUUGACACUCAGAAGAUCACACCUAUUUUCACUAUCUGGGGAUCCAUUUUCGCUAAAGCAAAUGCUGUAUAUAAUCCUAUUGUCUACGGUAUCAGCCAUCCUAAAUACCGAGCUGCUCUCUUCCAAAGGUUCCCAUCUUUGGCUUGUGCAAAUGAACCGGCACCUGCUGCAGACGCAACAUCUACUGUAUCUGGUGUGACUACUGUCAAUGAUGGAGAAAAAGCCUCUGCAUAAAGAAUAAAUAAUAAAAAAGCUGCCAUUUUCUAAAUUUCUAAAUUAACAUUACAGAAAUUAAUAUCAGAAUAAAGAAUAUUUAAUUAUUUACCAUCUCAGGCAGCAGUAUUCGUGUGUUUUAAACAAGGACUUCAAAGUGAUAUAUAUAUAAAUAUAAUGUUAAAAAGAAGAGAAACAACAAGAAUAUGAACACACAUAAACUUAAAGAUUCAAUUUAACAUCUAGAAGGAGAUAAUUAUAAAAAAAAACCUCUACCAAUAACAUACAUGACAUCACUGUUUACAUAACAUAAAAUGAGCAAACAUUAGAUACAUCUAUGAUUAAUUUUACGAUUCACAUUUCACCACAAUCUGAAUCGUUUAUAAUUGAUUAAUAGAUUGCAUUGUGAUUUUGUGCAUUUUAUAAUAUGGUGGUAAACAUGGUCACUUUGGUAUAGCAGGUAUUGGCUCUAUGGUUACAAGAUUAGUCUGCGUGCCAAGACAUAGCGAUAGCGUCAUAUCUGUACUUAAUUUUGUAAAACUAAUAUAAUAAAUCAUGCAAGCAA